This is a messenger RNA of Ostertagia ostertagi, 801 nucleotides long. The record is from the annotation of a GenBank genome assembly. Lineage: Eukaryota; Metazoa; Nematoda; Chromadorea; Rhabditida; Trichostrongylidae.
AUGGUGUCAUGGGGAAGGCAAAACAGUGUACAGCAGGUUAAGCAAAUUGUCAUUCCAAGGAGAGGCAAUUUUAUCAUAACAAACUCACAGGACCGCAUUAUACGAACAUUUGAUUUAAAUGACAUUUUGGAUUGUCAAAAUGGCUCCACAAUUGAGCCAAAGCAUCGUGUCACAGACAUCGUUAAUAAGGCAUCUUGGAAAGCUGUUUGUACAGACAGUGAAGGUUAUUAUAUAUGUGGAGCCAGCACGAAAGCGCACUCCUUGUAUGUUUGGGAACGGACCACUGGCACUUUGAUUAAGAUCCUACACGGAACUAAGGUUGAAAACUUUACAUCAUUGCAGGGCGAGUGUUUGAUGGAUGUUCAGUGGCAUCCUAUUCGGCCGGUUAUACUAUCCGUUGCUAAUGGCAUGGUAUCGGUGUGGACUCAGGCUCACGUUGAGAACUGGUCUGCAUUUGCACCAGAAUUCACUGAAUUAGAAGAAAAUGCGAAAUAUGAAGAGAAAGAGGGGGAGUUUGAUCUAGAGGAUGAAGACGCUGAAGUGGACGAUAAAGCUAAUUCACAGGAGGACAACAUCAACAGCCUAUUACCAGAUGUGACAUUGAAAACCGGUCCUCUGUGGUUCCUGCCAAUCACUCCGGAAUGUGACUCUGCUGAGACUUUACCACUUCCUGGGGGACAAUUCACAGUUAUUCUCGCUAGUCAAAUUUUGAGCGCUCUUGAGGAAGAAAGUCGGAAGAGAGCUCUACCCGAUGACGGUGCCGGUAUGAGAGCUCCAAUGAAAGGACGAAAACUGAAGUAG